AUGAAUCAGAUCGGAGGCGCGACCGGAUCAAUAGGCGACCCAUCAGGCCGUAAGACCGAACGCCAACCUCUAUCAUUCUCAACGAUCGAAAUAAAUUCUGCUGCGAUUGAUAAACAAAUUCGACAAAUUUUUAUUAACGGUAAAAGGUAUGCAUCACGACGCGGAUUUAAGAUGAGUGAUGAAUCGGAUCAUGUGAUUAUCUUUAAUAACUUGGAAUGGUUUCGGAAAAUGUCUGCCCUGGAGCUAUUGAAUGAUAUCGGAAGAUAUGCGCGUGUUGGAACGAUGCUCAUGAGGGACAGUGUAAAAUCAAGGAUGGAAAAUACAGGGGGAAUAAGUUUUACGGAAUUUUCGUAUCAAUUAUUACAAGCAUAUGAUUUUUGGUAUCUAUAUCAUUAUGAGCAAUGUCAAAUUCAAUUAGGGGGAAGUGAUCAAUGGGGAAAUAUUACGGCAGGAAUUGACUUGAUUCACAAAAAGAGACCGGAUUUAGCUUCGAGCGAUUAUACUACCGCCUUUGGCAUUACUAUACCUUUAUUAUUAACAUCUACCGGAGAAAAAUUUGGCAAAUCCGCAGGAAAUGCCAUUUGGUUGGAUGACAAAAUGACUAGUGCAUAUGAAUUUUACCAGUAUUUUAUGAAAGUGGCUGAUGCUGAUGUUGCAAAGUAUCUUCGCAUGUUUACUAUACUUAGUGUAGAAGAGAUUGAUGAAAUUGUGAAAAUUCAUAUGGAAUCUCCGGAGAAACAUCACGGACAAGAAAAGUUAGCCUCCGAGAUAACAGAACUAGUGCAUGGAGUUGCUGGACUACAAAAAGCACAAUUAGCUACCAAAGUAUUGUUUGGAGGACCGCUGGAAAAUAUACGAGGACAUGAAUUAAUUGACGCUUUCUUACACGAUUCACAAAGAUUAACAUCAGUUUCUCGUAAUGAAAUUGUAAAUUGCUCCAUUGAUCGUGUCGUUGUUACGGCAGGUGUAUGUAAAUCAAGAAAUGAGGCGAACAAACUGAUAAAAGUUGGUGGACUUUAUUUAAAUAAUCAGAGGAUCAAUGAACCUCAUCGUAAAAUUAUCGAGAACGAUUUAUUAGAUGGAAUGGUUUGUGUGUUAAGAACGGGUAAAAGUAAUUAUCAUUUGAUAAGGAUUAUUGAAUGA
Molecule: messenger RNA, 1143 nt
Organism: Funneliformis geosporum
Lineage: Eukaryota; Fungi; Glomeromycota; Glomeromycetes; Glomerales; Glomeraceae
Source: the annotation of a GenBank genome assembly